Molecule: messenger RNA, 691 nt
Organism: Drosophila sulfurigaster albostrigata
Lineage: Eukaryota; Metazoa; Arthropoda; Insecta; Diptera; Drosophilidae
Product: small ribosomal subunit protein uS11A-like
Exons: 3
Coding region: 80-535 (151 amino acids)
Biological process (GO): ribosomal small subunit assembly; translation; maturation of SSU-rRNA from tricistronic rRNA transcript (SSU-rRNA, 5.8S rRNA, LSU-rRNA)
Cellular component (GO): cytosolic small ribosomal subunit; ribosome
Molecular function (GO): small ribosomal subunit rRNA binding; structural constituent of ribosome; mRNA 5'-UTR binding
Source: RefSeq, a predicted model, not a curated record
ACUUACUGGCAUCCCUGCCAGUGUUGCUUUCUUUUUUGAUAUCCGGUACACACAAUUGUUGCUGUUUGAAGAAUAGAAAAUGGCCCCCAGAAAGGCUAAAGUGCAAAAGGAGGAAGUGCAGGUGCAGUUGGGCCCUCAGGUUUGCGAUGGCGAGAAUGUCUUCGGCGUUGCCCACAUCUAUGCCAGUUUCAAUGACACUUUCGUCCAUGUCACCGAUCUUUCGGGACGCGAAACUAUUGCUCGUGUCACCGGCGGCAUGAAGGUGAAGGCUGAUCGUGAUGAGGCUUCCCCCUACGCCGCUAUGUUGGCCGCUCAGGAUGUCGCUGAAAGGUGCAAGGUUCUGGGCAUCACCGCUUUGCACAUUAAAUUGCGUGCAACUGGUGGCAACAAAACAAAGACACCCGGACCCGGUGCUCAAUCGGCGCUGCGUGCUCUGGCUCGUUCAUCGAUGAAGAUUGGUCGCAUUGAGGAUGUCACUCCCAUCCCAUCCGAUUCCACACGCAGGAAGGGCGGUCGCCGUGGUCGUCGUCUGUAAGCAGAAGCGCCUCUCCACAACACAACAACAAACGGCCAAAAUCAUCGAUGCUGUGUCUUUUAUUGUUAUAUGUAAAAUGCAUGCAGCACACACUGUGCUGUUAGCGAUAAAAUGAUGCGCUAAUUACUAAACAAAAAAUAUAUAUAUUAAAAUACA